AAGGAGUGCAGGCCGCGCCCGUGACGCCAUUUUGACAUUGUCAAUAGUCUGUCUCCCAUGUCCCAGCUGGGGUCAUUUUUUUUGCCAUCGAGGGAUAAGGGCAAGCCUAUAUUUAGUCUUAUUGCUUGGCUAGAAGACAGGACAGAGGAGCGUGGGUUAUGUCCAAGGGGUGCCCUGUGUUAGGGAGGCGGUACUGCAGAGGACCUAAGAUGGAGGAGCUAGGGCCGUGCUCGGUGUUUGUGACAGGGGCAGUGUCAUCAAAUUGGAGGGAGGACCAUCUGGAGACCUUUACAUUAUAGUGUUGCACCCCACUUUACAUAUAUCCGCAGUAUUAGGGGCGCCCCUUCGUGAAAUGAAGUGUUAGGAGCGCGCCACAAAGCGCAGUCAUUAACAAGGGCCCCAACAACUCAACCACCGAGCCUAAUGUGUGCGUCAGUACUACGUAAUAUGCAGAGAUUCUCUGACGUCAUCCCCACCAACCAAUUAGAACCUAUGCCAGGCCCAAGGGACUCUGCGCUGUGACACUCCGGCUGCUGCAAAGAACUACAAAUCCCAAGAUCCUAUUGGCUGGUUGGAGUGGAAGCCCAACAGCUGGAUGGACACAAGAUUAAUGCCCGCACAGGAUGGAUGAAGCCUGUGAACUAAAGAGUACGCCAGGCUAUUUCAACCCAGCGGAUCCUAAUGUCAAAAGCAAACCGAGCACGGGUGACAGGGGGAUUUUGGAACUACCAAAUGGGCGUAGCGUUCCGCUGAGCUCACCCACGCAGAGUGGUAAAUCGGGUUAUGGGCAGGAUCCCCCCUCCCACUACAUUCCUCUGCGCCGACUCCAGGAUCUGGCCUCCAUGAUAAACAUCGAAGGCAUGAAUGGAUCUCAAAACAUGGAGGCAAAUGGAUCACAACCAAAUCCGCAGCCCUAUUUUUUUACUACAAAUGAGCCCAGAGUUCACGCCAGUCGCCCGGAAUCCGCUCGUCAAUUUUCACAAGAGCUCACCGUGAAACCCAAAAAUGUAAAGAAUGGGAUGCAUCCUUAUGAUUCUUUUUGUCACAUUGAAAUGGAGGAGCCAAGUUAUGGUACAGAACAGUUGAAUUACAGUCUCUCUGGGCGAGGUCUCGAUGUGCCAGUGUAUGAACAGCCACCAGUGGAGCAAAGUAUUCCGCCUAUUGGGGAGAAUCAAUCUAAAAUAAACGCUACGCCUCAGUUUGGAUCAGAAUUAGAGGAUUUAGUUCCACUUGGUUGGACUAGCAGCGGCGAGGACCCAAUGGAAACUGAAAAUUUAAACCACAAAACAUCUUUUUUAUCAAUGAUUCAUGACGCUGAAAUUCCAAACGGUGCACCCAUUAAUACUACUUCAGAAAAUGUAAUUCACGGGGAUUUGGAUCACAGUACAAUUUUACAAUUAGAUGGCAGGAUAACUGACCAAGGACUGCCGACCGUGGAACAUACUGAGGAUGAAUCAUUGUCUGUAGAAGAAGAACUAGAUGAUUUGGAAUCACAUAAUGAGCUAUCUCCAGAUCCAUCGAGAUUACAAUUUUUACCCAGAAGGAAAAAACCUGCUCCUGUAAGGUAUGAUGAGGGAGAUGUCGUCUGGGCCAAAUUCAGCCGACGCCCUUGGUGGCCAUGCAGAAUCUGUGCCAAUUCUGAGACCAAGGGAAAAUCCCAAAGAAAAGCAUUUAGCAAAAGGCCACCCCGGAAUUAUUUUGUUGAGACUCUGGGAGAGUUAACUGAGAAGAUCUGGGUUCCUGCAAAAGCACUUGUACCGUACAGGGGGGCACACCAAUUUGAGGGAUUACCAGAUUUACGGCAAACUCAAAAACAGGGAGACAAGUCUUUUAAGCAUAAGGUUCCCUUAAGACUUUUAUCUCUAUGGCAGUCCAGCAUAGAACAUGCCCAAGAUUGUCUCUCUAGAGGAACUGAGAAGUAUGAAAACAUAGAUGAUCUAGAGGAUAACCAGCAACAAGCAGAAUAUGACACAAAGAAAUCAAAUGGGCCAACUAACAAUUCACUCAAUGGAUUUGUGAAAUCUUCGUUAUAUAGUAUUGAGCUGGCAUCACGCACUGAAAAUGACUCAAAAAAACAACAUAGGCAUUUAAAGACUGUAAUACGUAGAAAAGAUGAAUUCUAUCUGUCUGAUGUUUCAUCUGAAGAUUCAAGGACAACAGAUGAACCGGUGUCUCCAGAAUUGUAUAGCAGGCAAAUUUGUAACUCAAAGUUUGCAAUGGCAUCAUCUCAAAAGGAGAGCUGUGUAUCCAAGCAGAGGUCUAAGGAGGUUUACAACACAAAUCAUGAAAAAAAAUUAAUGUUAUCUUCAAAGAAAUGGAAUAAAAAUGAAGAACUUCUAGAGCAUGGUUUGAGGUUGGAGAGAACAAAGUCUCAAACAGACAAUGAACAGGAAGAAUUAGAAAAAUCUUUAAUUGAACCAAGAGUUGAAACUGAACAGAAGGACUUAAGGCGGUGUCCUAAACAAAGUGUAAGCUCUGUACAGAAGGAGAGAUCUGCUGGCACGAAUAAAAACAGAAAGCGACUACGAAUUCAUUCUGAAUUAAGCCGUGCAAACAAGAGGCUGGUUGCAUCUUCAUUAGACUCUAGCAAAAAUGUUGAAUCUAGUAAGGAGUUUUCUCUUUGUAAAGACUGGGUUAGUGAAGAUUUGGGUGAUGGGCAGGGGCACAGUGCAGUUAAAAACAAAUGUGGUUCACCCCUUACUAUUGUCUCUUUAUCUGGCUCUUGUGAGAACUUGCAUAAUUCUUUAUUGGAAAACAAUGUCCCCAGCCCAGGUCACCAUCCAAUAAAAGAUGUACCCAAGUCACUGACUCCUGAAGGCAGAAACUGUUUAUUCCAUGAUUCCUUAUCCCAAAAAUCACAGUCUGAAAAUAUUCCAGAUUUGAAACUUGACCAAAGGUCCGUAAAGGCUUCUCUUAGUAAGACCAGACGUCCUGAAGCAAUGAAUCUGUUGAGUAACAUGCAUGAAAAGUCAUGUGAUUCAAUGAAGAAUGAGACAAAAGUAGUAAACCGUGUUAUAUCUGGUCUCAAAGAAUUGUCCUCCAGGUCUCAAAGUGAAGAUGGAGCAGAAAAUACAGUAUCCAAACCAUCAACGCCUUUGCUUUUUCCUUCAGCUCCAGGGCAAAAUCGAAUCCCUUUGGAACCAGAUUACAAAUUUAGCAACCUGCUAAUGAUGUUGAAAGACAUGCAUGAUAGUAAAACAAAGGAAAGGCCGCUAAUGACUGGACAAAACAUUGCAUUCAGCUGUAACCGCACUUCUGAAGACUCUGUCAAAAGUAGUCCUGAUGUCAUGCCUGAGUUAGGUGGUGUUUCUGGUAGCCCCACACACAACAAUGAAGUUGGUAUGGUGAAAGAAUGCAACCAGCAAGAUAAACUGGCUGCUAAAGGUCAAAAUAAGAUUAUCAGAAAGUCAAGUUCUAUUAAAAACUUCAAAUCCCAAAAAAAGCCACCCUUGAGGUCAAAAAGAAUGGCAAAGUAUAAAAAGGCCCAGAUUUCUUCAAAAAAAGUCAAUGCAUCUUCUGAUUGUACAGAACUAGCUACAAGUUCACACAAUACCUUAGUUCAGUCGCAGGGCGAAUGUCCUAAUAACAGCAUAACCCAUCCUUAUCAUUGCAGCACAAGUGAAGUUGGGGCAGGUUACCCAGUGGAAACAAGACCUGACUCUGAACAGAGCAAUGAAUGCUCUCGAUGGGAGUCCGAUAAAUGUGUUGCACCUAAAAAGAGGUGGCAGAAACUCAAACCCAGUGCCCCAGAAAGCAGCACAAACCUUUCAAAUAAGGCCUCUAACAAAUCUAGUUUGUGCAAGAAAGAAGAAGAUGUUUCAGAAGUGCCUAAACUGCUGCAGGAUCAUGAAGUUACUUUAGGAGAACCUGAGCUUUCCAGUAUAGUCGCACAGCCAGAAGCUCCAAAGAGAGGGGCAAAUUUUGGAAAGAAAUAUAAAAAAAGGAAGAGAUUUAACAGGCGUUCAAGUGAUCAUGUUAAGACAAGCACCCCCAAAAAUAACAAGCAGAAGAAGUUGGGUCUCUCUCUCCAGUUGGAAGUCGGCAAGCAAAAGAACAUCAAAUUAAACCUCCCUGCUGCGGAUUUUGUGAGUGACAUUCGUAGUAAAGGCACAUCAUCUUCCCAGUUCCCCAAAAUGGCUGAGGGUUAUUCAACAGAGACCAAAAUUCCAGACGAAAAGAGGGAUUCCUCAGUGAAAGUGGAACAUGGUCUUGCUUCACCAGAGCAAUCUUUAUCAGAUGACUUUUUUGAACCAUCUAAUACAGCAGCACAAUAUCAAGUCAAUCCAGUUCGAGAAAACAGGCGCAAGAGCAAACUGAUACCGAGGGUGUGUGAAUUUGAUGACCUUGACGAACAACUUGGGCUUUUGGAGGAAGAUCCAGUACCUCCUGCUAAGAUUGCCAAGACUACUUCAUUCAAGCAAAGUGUCCUAAAGUCAUCUUUCAGGUACAGAGCAGCAUCCAGAAGACUCCCAGAGAAUCGGAGAAGGCGUAAGAGGAUUCGACUUGCGGGGAAGUUCAAGAAGAAGAGGAACCUGAUUUCCCAACAGACUUCCUACUCUGGGGAAGAGCCUCAUGAGAAUGGUGUUGCCAGCUAUAGUGACACUGCUGAGGAGGGACUGGAACAUGAGCUCACAGGAGCCUACUCGAGGAAGAAUCAAGCUGAACGUAGUGGUGGGGGAGCAGCAAUGAAAGAAAAUGUAUGCCAGGUGUGUGAGAAACCUGGAGAACUGCUUCUGUGUGAGGCCCAGUGCUGUGGAGCAUUUCAUUUGCAAUGUCUUGGCAUGGAAGCCAUGCCUCAGGGAAAAUUUGUCUGCACAGAGUGCUCCUCGGGCUGUCACACCUGCUUUGUUUGCAAGGAAUUAGACCAAGGAGUGAAGCGCUGCAUGCUGCCCCUUUGUGGCAAGUAUUAUCAUGAAGAAUGUGCCCUGAAAUACCCUCCUACAACUCAACAAAACCGAGGCCUCCGCUGUUCUCUUCAUAUCUGUUCAACAUGUUACGCCACCAAUCCAAGCAACCCCUCUGCAUCCAAAGGUCGUCUGAUGAGAUGUGUGCGCUGCCCAGUUGCAUACCAUGCAAAUGAUUUCUGCCUGCCAGCAGGAACAGUUUCAUUGGCUUCCAACAGUAUUAUUUGCCCCAACCACUUCACCCCAAGGCGUGGAUGCAAGAACCACGAGCACAUAAAUGUCAGUUGGUGUUUUGUAUGCUCAGAAGGUGGAAGCCUCCUUUGCUGUGAAUCCUGUCCUGCCGCUUUUCACAGAGAAUGUCUAAGCAUUGAUAUGCCAGAGGGAAACUGGUUCUGUAAUGACUGCAUAGCUGGCAAAAAGCCACAUUACAAAGAAGUGGUGUGGGUGAAGGUGGGGAGAUACAGGUGGUGGCCAGCAGAGGUUUGUCACCCAAAAUCUAUUCCAGCUAACAUCCAGAAGAUGAAGCAUGACAUUGGCGAAUUCCCAGUUGUCUUUUUUGGUUCCAAAGACUUUUUGUGGACACACCAGGCCAGAGUGUUCCCAUACAUGGAAGGAGAUGCUCUCAACAAAGACAAAAUGAGCAAGGGAAUGGAUGCUGUGUACAAAAAGGGGCUGAUGGAAGCUGCAGAGAGGUUUGAAGAAUUACAGGCCCAGAAAGAAAUGAGACAGUUGCAGGAAGAUAAAAAGAAUGACAAGAAACCUCCACCAUAUAAACACAUAAAGGUCAACAGGCCGAUUGGAAAAGUUCAGAUUUUGACUGCAGAUCUUUCCGAAUUUCCUCGUUGCAACUGCAAGGCCACUGAUGAAAACCCUUGUGGGCAGGAUUCCGAGUGCAUCAACCGCAUGCUGCUUUAUGAGUGCCAUCCUUCAGUGUGCCCAGCAGGGGAGCGCUGUCAGAAUCAAGAUUUCUCCAAGCGUCAGUACCCAGAAGUUGAAAUUUUUCGAACUCUGAGUCGUGGAUGGGGGCUGCGGUGUAGGACCGACAUUAAAAAGGGAGGGUUUGUUAAUGAAUAUGUGGGUGAAAUGAUUGAUGAAGAGGAGUGCCGUGCCCGGAUCCGUUAUGCCCAAGAGCAUGACAUCACAAACUUCUACAUGCUUACACUAGAUAAGGACCGUGUGAUUGAUGCGGGGCCUAAAGGUAACUUUGCACGUUUUAUGAAUCACUGCUGCCAGCCGAACUGCGAGACUCAGAAAUGGACUGUGAAUGGUGAUACACGAGUUGGGCUCUUUGCUCUGUGUGAUAUCAAAGCAGGGGUAGAGCUAACGUUUAACUACAACUUGGAAUGUCUUGGGAAUGGAAAGACUGUUUGCAAAUGUGGAGCACCAAACUGCAGUGGAUUCCUCGGAGUGCGCCCCAAGAAUCAACCAGUGUCAUCUGAGGACAAGGGUAAAAAGCGGAAGCAAUAUGUGAAACGUAAAAAAAGUGUGGUAGUCAAAGAACACGAAGAUGAGUGUUUCAGCUGUGGAGAUGGAGGACAGCUUGUAUCUUGCAAGAAACCAGGUUGCCCUAAAGUAUACCACGCAGAUUGCUUGAACUUAACCCGUCGGCCAGCUGGUAAGUGGGAGUGUCCUUGGCAUCAGUGUGACAUCUGUCACAAGGAAGCUGCUUCUUUAUGUGAGAUGUGCCCAAGCUCCUUUUGCAAGCAGCACCGUGAAGGCAUGCUCUUCAUCUCUAAGCUUGAUGGGCGGUUAUCCUGCACAGAGCAUGACCCCUGUGGUCCUCAUCCCUUAGAGCCAGGAGAAAUUAGGGAGUAUGACUCCUCUAAUGAGCAGAAUGAUUCUGCUGGCCCUUCACGUCCAAAGAAACAAAGACUGGACAGUGCAAAGGAGAAAACAUCUACCAAUUCACACAAAAAAAAAGUUUCACUGAACGAGGUGUUGCCUGCAACAGCUGGUUCCCCAUCUGAUGGAAAUGUGGUUGAAGCCCUUGAGCAAAACCCAAAACACGAUCGCAAGGAAAAUUUGGGGUCUGUUGAGCAAAAACCAUUGUCUGCUGGAAAAAUACUCCUUGCCUCUGCUGACCAGAAGUGUACCAGUGGCAGUAAGUUAUUACUUGCCUCAGCAAUUCCGAAAUCAUUGCCUGCUGGGAAGGUGAUCUUGACCUCCUUGGGGAAGAAAUCAUUGCCUGCUGGGAAGGUAUUGUUGGCUUCCAUUGGAAAGAAGCACCUCUCUGCUGGGAAAGUUCUGCUGACCUCUGUUGGGAAGAAUUCUCCAUCUGUUGGUAGGAUGCUUCUAUCCACAGCAGGGAAGCAUUCGGUACAAGCAGGAAAGGUUUUGUUAGCAUCAACUGGAAAAUAUACAACUGCAGGUAAAGUUCUGUUGGCCUCUGCUGCCAACCAGCACGCAUCUGCAGAAAUAAAUCAUUUGGCUGUAAACAUGGCAGAUAAACAGAAUGAUGUUACAGAGACACAAAAUUCAUCAGACCCUGAUACUAAACAUCACAUAACUAAAAAGCCACUUAAUAACCCAUCUAAAGAUAAGUUAAAUAAUACUUUGGAGCAACCAUUGACUCAAAACCACACAACUGAGAUUCAGAAACCUAGAGGUCUUUGCCAAAAAGAAAGACUUUGUAUUCCAUCCCGCACAGGAAGACCUAAAGGUCAGCAUGUUAAACCAGACACUGAAGUUCUUCCUAAGACCCAUUUAAAGAGGUCAACCUUGCCAACCUCUCGAAACUCCAUGACUGCACAUAAAGAGAGGUUUCAGACCAAAAAGGAAGGAACCAGCCAGCUAGAGAACCAUGCAGCUCCAAUAAAAAAAUCUUGUUCUCUAACUAUAAAGGAUAAGCCCAAUGCAUCAAGUGAGAGGUCUUCAUCUAUAAUAGAAUCCCCUUCUAUCCCAGAACCUCUAGAGAACUCUUCGGGCACUAGAGAAAUACGUUGUACAGUUAACUCUUCAGAAAAAACAGUUGGCACUUCAGAAAAGUCACUCAGCGCUGUUGCACAAGAGAAGACUAGUUCCACUGAACCAAACUUUUCUUCAAAUUGCCAGUCACCAUUACUGUCCAGUCUUUGUCAGAGUGCUUCCAGGUGCAAAGAAAAGUAAUUUCUGUGUGAAAUCACUAGGGGAUUAUGCUGCACAUAGUAUUCUGAGAAUGAAGAACUCUUGUGGAAUAGUUAAACAAUGUUUCUGAUUGGCUGCCAUAUUUGUAAUCAUGUAUGUUAACAAGGACCCAUCUUGUUAAAGAAAACAAAAAUGAUAUCGAAGUGGUGAUUAUAUUAAGAACCACCUUUUAAGACAAGUUGACUGUUGCAUUCCUUCAAAUUCAUUUUGCAGCAAUCCCCAAAACCCCCUUUUAUAGUAAAAGGGUUAAGAAGUAAGAUGACACUAUGGCCAAAGGCAGUAAAUUGGAUGCCGGCUGAACUCCCAUACCUCAUCUGUGAAUAUGUGUGCUGUCUGGUUAAUAUCACGGAAAUCUGCUUUAUGAUGUGAAAACAAUAAGGCGCUUCUGUAGACAAGUAGUCAAGCUCAGCUAAUCUUAGUACCAUAGUGAUGUCCAAUGGCAAAUAGAACAGAGGUGCCUUAUUCCAGUGAAAUGUAGUAGACUGUUGAGGAAGAACUUCAGGGAGCUUUUAUUUCAAGUGGGCAUUGCAUGACCUGAGUGAGUUUCUUGGAAUAGCGUUCUUCGGUUGUGCCUGGUAUCAUCCUGCUAGUUGCAAUUGCAUGCUUUGACUGGCCAGAAACAUUUAUGUAAUAAUUCUUCAAGCUUUUAUUUUUUUAUUACAUUGCCAAAAACCCCCAUGCAGUUCUUGCUCACAAACACUUUGCAGUUUGGUGCAGCAUAUAAGGCUUCAGAUGCCUUUUUGCAUCAUAUAGCCUCCUUCCAAUACAUCAGGCCUUCUCUAACUUCAAGUGGGAUGGGCUGGAUGCCACUUUAUUAAAAAUGUCGGUAACUGAUAUCUCCCAGCACUAUCCCCCCGCUCCACACACACACACACACACACACACUAGAUGGACAAUCCUUGCUAUAUGGUGCAUACAGUAGGGUUUAGAUAGUCCUCUUAUAUCUAGAAUGAAGCGGGCAAAGGGGAUGGAAACUCGCUAGAAAAGUUGUGAGUUUGGAAGCUGGAAAGAAAAUGUUAGGUAAGUAAGGUCUACUGUAGGGCUGCAGCCUACGAGUUGGAUAGGGAUCCUCUGACAUUUCUAGCUCCCAUAUAUGUCUGUGUUUGCUUUGAGAAUUGUAAAGUGUUUUCAGGUUUUUUUUUUCUGAACUACAAUUGACUUUACAGUCCAGAGUGGUCUGUGUUGUAAGGCACAGUUCAGCAUUUAUGCGGUGCUAAGCCAAGUGCUUUUAGGGAACGUUGUGUAAAUAAAGUCUAUAUUGUAUCUUAGUGGUACGGUUUGUCAUAAAUGGCCCUUACUCAGAUUUGAUGAGCUGAGAGUAGUAAGAGUUUAAUGGAUGUGUAUUCACAUAUAUCUUUAAAUGACCACCCCAGGCUACCAACCCUACCGCAGCACACAACUCCACACGUUACAAAUAAAUUCUGCCUUUGCUGAAUCUGAGCAUUCUUACGCUGGGAAUCAUGGUGCUACAGGCAGCUGUGUGUAGUGUUUUACUGUAUUUAAUAUUUUUUUCUUUUAAACUAAAACCUUGUUGUGAAUCUUGGUGUUGGUGCCUGUACCAGUGCCUCAAUGAUGUGACCGAUCCAUUUGUGUUGACGUCUCCUGCCCUUUUUCCCCCCCCCCCUGGUCCUUGCACAGUAGUUAUGGAUUAGGAACUGAAAAGAAAGCUGGCAUUGAUUAGCUUGUCAUUAUUUUUAAUUGUUUUGUGUUAUUUUUUUUUUAAAUAAAUAAAAAAGAUUGAACACCACGUGAUUUUAGCCCUCAGUUGCACAUAAAGCAAUUGUCUUUUAACAGAUUGUGUAUUGCCCAACACUCAGCUGCAUCUUUCCUUCCUUGGGUUGGCAUAUACCCUGCUAACUAGUCCUCUUCUGACACCUGGAAUAUAGUCACUGCCUGUUCCUCCUUCAAGUCGACACUUUUGUCUUGCUCCCUGGCAUCUAGCUAGCAUUUCAUUACAUAGGUCUAAAAUGGCAUACUUAGUAGAAAACCCUCAUUGCUUGGGCCCUACCAACUGGACAUCUUAGGGAAUUAAGGCUGAAGUUGCAGGAAAUACGGAUGUAAGAUGUUGCUAUUCCUCUGUCCUUUACAGUCCCACCUAUUUGUUAUUGGCUUAGGGCAGACCUUUGUUUUUGCAUGUCUUUUACAAUGGGAAAUAAUGCUCACAGAUAAAGCAAUAGGAAAGAUCCUAUCUGUUAAACAUAGAACAACCAUUUGAGAUACUAAAGGCAUCAUCUUGCUUACUCACCACUGCCGAACUUUUUAAGUCAUGCUCCUCAAUGUUCUGAAUGAGUAGUAAACGCUGAGCAUCUGGAUACAAAGCACUUCUAUUUCUCUCCGUUUUACCGAAAGCGUAAAAUCUGCCCUGCAGACGGCACUGUUUUAUGGGUAAUGUGGACAGAAGGCCUAUACAUGACCUGGUGGCUCCUACACCUUCAUCACAUUCCACCUUGAUCAUGAAAUGUUGGUGCUACUUAAUUCUGGAACAGUGUAUUUGAUCCAUCAGACUGCCCCUAACAUGAGUGUGGCAUGUAAUACUGUAUGUCAUUCAAUGGAAGGAUCACAUCAUAUAUUUCUCACCUUUUUUUUUUUUUUUUGUUUAUUGUCCCUGUUUUCUUGCAUUUUCUGUCACUAAUGGAAGAGAUCUCUUGACUCUUCCAUGAAUAUGUACUGUAAUUCUUUGUAUAUAGAAGAAAAAUACUGUAAAGUUUAAAUUGA
Messenger RNA from Xenopus laevis (African clawed frog), 10742 nucleotides. RefSeq names its product nuclear receptor binding SET domain protein 1 S homeolog (gene nsd1.S). The transcript is spliced from 23 exons. The coding region runs from base 624 to 8009 and encodes 2461 amino acids. NCBI's taxonomy places the organism in Eukaryota, Metazoa, Chordata, Amphibia, Anura, Pipidae. Gene Ontology annotation, molecular function: histone H3K36 methyltransferase activity; nuclear receptor binding; histone H3K36 dimethyltransferase activity. Gene Ontology annotation, biological process: regulation of DNA-templated transcription; chromatin remodeling. Gene Ontology annotation, cellular component: nucleus; nucleoplasm; chromosome. The record is from RefSeq and is a predicted model, not a curated record.